Penicillium canariense is the source of this 972-nucleotide messenger RNA. RefSeq names its product putative class III chitinase. Gene Ontology annotation, molecular function: chitinase activity. The transcript has a single exon. Lineage: Eukaryota; Fungi; Ascomycota; Eurotiomycetes; Eurotiales; Aspergillaceae. Gene Ontology annotation, biological process: carbohydrate metabolic process. The record is from RefSeq and is a predicted model, not a curated record. Gene Ontology annotation, cellular component: extracellular region. The coding region runs from base 1 to 972 and encodes 323 amino acids.
AUGCCUCCUCUUCCAGGCGCUCCGCUAGAGCGCCGACGGGUGAUCUGCUACCACCAGACGCUGAUUCCCGGCGAGGGGCCAUACGUUUCUAUGCUCCCUCUUGUGGAGCACAACACUGGCAUCACGCAUGUUAUACUUGCAGCCAUCCAUAUCAAUAAUACGCCAGGGGAUAUCACACUCAAUGAUGAUCCGCCAGAUAGUCCGAAGUUCGAUCCCUUGUGGGCAGAAGUUCCCCGCGUGAAGCAAGGCGGCGUGAAGGUGAUGGGCAUGCUAGGGGGUGCCGCACAGGGGUCUUUCAUGCGCCUCGACGGAAGCUCACAGCAGUUUGAAAUGUUUUACGGUCCGUUGCUUGCCAUCAUCCGCCGCUAUGCGCUUGACGGACUUGAUCUGGACGUUGAGGAGCAGAUGUCCCUCCCGGGCAUCAUCCGUUUGAUCGACAGGCUGAAGCACGACAUGGGCGACAGCUUUAUCAUCACGCUAGCACCCGUGGCAGCCGCUUUGCUCGGUGUGGGUAACCUGUCCGGAUUCGACUAUCGUGAACUUGAACAGGCGCGCGCUUCGAAGAUCGAUUGGUACAAUGCCCAGUUUUACAACGGCUGGGGCCCCGCAGAGGAUCCGCGGAUGUAUGCCGCGAUCGUGGCGCAGGGCUGGUCUCCGCGUCGUGUGGUCUAUGGUCUACUGACGAAUCCCGGAAAUGGAUCUCAGGGCUAUGUGUCUCGGGAUAAGAUCAGUGCCGUUCUGGCGAUGUUAGUCGACCUGUUCCCGAACUUUGGCGGGGUCAUGGGUUGGGAAUACUUCAAUGCCCUGCCUGGCGCGCGCGAGGCACCUUGGCAGUGGGCCGCAGAAAUGUCGAUGAGCAUGGGCAUGAAAGACCUGGUGGUUGCGGCUCGUCAAGUGUUGGCCGCGGGGCCGAUGGCCAGCAGCCUGAAUAACUUGCUCCAGGACAUGAUGAACCAAGGACGGAGCUUGUGA